This is a messenger RNA of Lotus japonicus, 2482 nucleotides long. RefSeq names its product DEAD-box ATP-dependent RNA helicase 7-like. The record is from RefSeq and is a predicted model, not a curated record. The transcript has 14 exons. NCBI's taxonomy places the organism in Eukaryota, Viridiplantae, Streptophyta, Magnoliopsida, Fabales, Fabaceae. The coding region runs from base 113 to 2170 and encodes 685 amino acids. Gene Ontology annotation, molecular function: helicase activity; ATP binding; RNA binding.
CCCUUCCUCUUUCAUCUCCUGCUUCAACCGCAACUCCCAGCCACCGAAGCAGGAGAAUCAAAAAAACCCUCACCGAACCCCGCCGCCACAUUCGAUCAUUCCCACGGCGGCGAUGCCUUCUCUACUCCCUCUCUCCAACGGCGCCACCGCCAUGAGCGAGAGUCCCAAAGACAAGUCGAAGAAGAAGAAGGACAAGAAGAAGAGCGAAACCGUCCAAAUCGACGCCGAUUUGGAGGUGACGAGCUCCAAGAGCAAGAGCAAGAAGAGCAGCUCGAAGAAGCGGAAGAAGAGUUCCGAUGAGGAGGAAGAGGAGCAGGAGAGGAGUGAGACUAGCUCUGAGCUCGUGGAGCCGAAGGCGAGUAAGAAGAUGAAGAAGAAGAUUAAGUUUGAUGAGGAUGGUGAAGAGGAGGAGGAAGAGGUGGUGGUUGAGAAGAAGAAGGAGGAUCCGAAUGCGGUUUCGAGGUUCAGGAUUUCGGAGCCGUUGAGGGCGAUUCUGAAGCAGAAGGGGAUUGAAUCGCUGUUCCCCAUUCAGGCUAUGACGUUUGAUACCAUUCUCGAUGGUGCUGAUAUGGUUGGUCGCGCUCGUACUGGUCAGGGUAAAACUCUGGCCUUUGUGUUGCCCAUACUUGAGUCUUUGACAAAUGGUCCGGGCAAAGUGGCAAGAAAGACUGGUUAUGGGAGGUCUCCGAGUGUCCUUGUGCUUUUACCUACUAGGGAAUUGGCCACUCAGGUGUUUGCUGAUUUUGAAGUUUAUGGUUCGGCUAUGGGAUUGAAUGCUUGCUGUUUAUAUGGUGGUGCUCCAUAUCAUAGUCAAGAAAGUAAUCUCAAACGAGGUGUUGAUAUUGUUAUUGGAACACCGGGUCGCAUAAAGGACCAUAUUGAGAGGCAAAACCUUGACCUGAGCAAACUAAGGUUCCGUGUCCUUGAUGAGGCUGAUGAGAUGCUGAGGAUGGGUUUUGUUGAAGAUGUCGAACGCAUUCUAGGUGAGGUAGAUGAUGUUAAUAGAGUUCAGACACUUCUUUUCAGUGCUACUUUGCCAGUCUGGGUUAAGCAGAUUUCUACAAAAUUUCUGAAACCAGAUAAGAAAACUGCUGAUCUUGUUGGGAAUGAGAAAAUGAAGGCUAGCACCAAUGUUAGGCAUAUUGUUCUUCCAUGUAGUAGUUCUGCCAGGGCGCAGCUUAUCCCUGACAUUAUUCGCUGUUACAGCAGUGGAGGCCGAACCAUUAUUUUUACUGAGAAAAAAGAGUCUGCUUCUGAGCUUGCGGGCUUGUUGCCUGGAGCAAGAGCUCUCCAUGGUGACAUACAGCAGUCACAACGGGAGAUUACGCUGAAAGGUUUUAGGUCUGGGAAAUUCAUGACAUUGGUGGCUACAAAUGUGGCUGCUAGGGGUCUGGAUAUUAACGAUGUUCAGUUGAUUAUCCAGUGUGAGCCUCCACGGGAUGUAGAAGCAUAUAUCCAUCGAUCUGGGCGCACAGGAAGAGCCGGCAAUACUGGAGUUGCUGUAAUGCUUUAUGAUCCAAGAAAGUCAAAUUUUUCUAAAAUAGAAAGAGAAUCGGGUGUGAAGUUUGAACACAUAUCUGCUCCCCAGCCUGAUGAUAUUGCCAAAGCUGUUGGUGGGGAAGCUGCUGAAUUGAUUAUCCAAGUUUCUGAUAGCGUGGUUCCUGCAUUCAAGUCUGUUGCUGAGGACCUUCUGAAGAACUCUGGUUUAUCAGCUGUUGAGUUACUUGCAAAAGCUCUUGCCAAGGCUGUUGGUUUUACUGAUAUAAAGAAAAGAUCACUGCUGACUUCCAUGGAGAAUUAUGUUACAUUACUUCUCGAGACUGGAAGAUCUAUCCACACCCCAUCCUAUGCUUUUGGAAUCUUGAGGAGAUUUGUGCCUGAGGAGAAGGUUGAUGGUGUGCAGGGUCUUUCUCUCACUGCAGAUGGAACUGGUGCUGUGUUUGAUGUACCAGCCAAUGAUUUAGAUGCAUUCCUUGCGGGUCAGAAGAAUGCUGGUAAUGUAAGCCUAGAGGAGGUAAAACUAUUGCCACGUUUGCAAGAAAGGGACCAAUCAAGAGGGGGCAGAGGGGGUUUUGGAGGUGGCGGGAGUAGGUUUGGGAGAGGUGGCCGUGGGUUUUCAAGUGGUGGUAGAGGUUAUGGAGGCCGAGGUGGAGGUGGUAGGAGAUGGUAAGAGACUAUGAGUUGAGUGAUCACUAUGCUCAUUAUGAUCAGGGAGCAUAAUGGCAUUAACUUUUGCUGUGUUAUCUGCUGCCACCACCGCCCCUCAAUUUUGCUGGCCGUCUAAAACCCUACAUGGGGUGGUCUAAUUUUUGAUAAUUCUUUAUGUUCAGUGUCUCCCAAUUAGUUCAAUUUUGACAGGAAAAUGUACUAGUUAAGUUUCUAUAUGUGACAAACAAGGACGAGUUUUUAAGUGUAUGAUUGAUUAUGACAUCGACAAUGGUGAAAAAUAUAUAUAUUCUGUCAUUUAUUUGUGUUUAGCUAA